AUGACUGCGAGAACAACGGAUCGCAAAGGCAAAUCUAAGGAAACAAAAUCACUUGUGAAUGAACUCGAAAAUGAUCUGGCCACGUUUACACUUCCCGAUAGUUUGCCUUGUUCGGAACUAGAUUUUCCCCUCUUACCUAAAAGGAGACAACGAGCUAACUGGAAUAACAUAGUUGAAGAAAGUAACAGGAAAUUCCAGAAAAUUGAAGAAUAUGAAGAAAGUAAGAAGGAACAAAAACCGAUGUCACCUUUCUUAAACACUGAAUGUAAAUAUUUAAACGACGAAGUUUUUGUCCACCUUGUACCAGCUUUAGAAGAAACUCUUCGUAAGGCUCGUGUUUGGGCCGCUUUCAAAACACAAAAAUGCUUUUUCAACGGAAUUGAUCAUAUAGCUCAGAUUUUAUGGACUAAUAAUCCACGACAUCCAGAGCGCAAAGAAUUUGACAUCCAUAUAUUUAAUAUGCCUUGGGUUAAAAAACUGUUAAAAUUAUAUCCACGUCCUUACUAUCCUAAGUCUUGGCUAUGGACUGAGGACUACGCAGCUACCGUCAUUCAAAAAUCCGUUCGUCAAUACUUUGUGCAGAGAGAAGACGAAGUUCAAGAAAUGCGAAACUUUUGGAAAAAAUUGGAAUUCGAACGGAGCGUUCCAGAAAUAAAAGUCAAUCCACUAUUGUCGAAGAAAUUUGCAUCUUCACAUCAUUCUCAGAAGCAUUAA
This is a messenger RNA of Parnassius mnemosyne (clouded apollo), 714 nucleotides long. The record is from the annotation of a GenBank genome assembly. NCBI's taxonomy places the organism in Eukaryota, Metazoa, Arthropoda, Insecta, Lepidoptera, Papilionidae.